CCGCUCGUCGGCUCCCGUAGGCGGUUAUGUGCUUCCAUUUUUUUCGUAGGGCAUUGCAAGGGCGUACUAAACCCAGGGUCCUCCUUAUGGACACUCACGUUUUGAAAAUGGCUGCUUCCGUCUCAGGAUUACUAAAACCAUGGACGUCAAGAGUGGUCCUGGUGAGAUGGAGCAGAUACAACCCGUACUAUCUGGAGCCAGAGGUCAGAAAAGAGGCUUACAACCGUCCGGAGACGGAGCUGAGUCCCGAGGACCAGGAGGAGCGUCAGCUCAAAACGCUCCGACCGAUUAAAGCCGCCACCAGUGGAGUAACUAGCUCUGUUUUUGAUGACCCAGUCAUCAGUAAAUUCAUCAACAUGAUGAUGAGACAAGGAAAUAAGGUGUUGGCCAGAGAGAUCAUGUUGCAGACACUAGAGAACAUCAAGAAGAAACAAGUGGAGAGAUACCACAAAGCUACUGGGGGACAAAAAGAGGAGAUCGAGUGUAAUCCAUAUGAGAUUUUUCACCAGGCUUUGGAGAAUUGUAAGCCUGUCGUUGGAUUGGCCAGUAUACAGAAAGGAGGAAAGUCCUACCAGGUGCCCAUACCCCUCACAGACAACCGACGCCGCUUCCUUGCAAUGAAGUGGAUGAUCACAGAAUGCAAAGAAAACAAACACAGACGCACUCUCAUGUAUGAGAAACUUUCCCAGGAGCUGCUGGCUGCCUUCCAAAAGGAAGGCAACGUCAUCAAGAAGAAGCACGAGCUGCACAAGAUGGCGGAAGCCAACAGAGCCUACGCCCACUACCGCUGGUGGUAGGUGGAACCCCGGGACUGAAACGCAGCAGCAGGACGAGCGUCUGCAGAGCCGCUGGGAGCCAUUACUGCUCAAACCCCAUCAUGGCACAUGGCAGGAAACUGGGAACUCUUUCUGUGGAAGGACUACAGCCUAAAACAGGAAAAAACACUGGCAGAAUUCCUGGGAAAGGUCUACUGUCAGAUUUUAUAAUGAAUAAAGUGUAUUGUGUAGAAUAAA
This is a messenger RNA of Nothobranchius furzeri (turquoise killifish), 1013 nucleotides long. It is a transcript of the gene mrps7, whose product is annotated as mitochondrial ribosomal protein S7. Gene Ontology annotation, molecular function: mRNA binding; rRNA binding; structural constituent of ribosome. Gene Ontology annotation, biological process: ribosomal small subunit assembly; translation. NCBI's taxonomy places the organism in Eukaryota, Metazoa, Chordata, Actinopteri, Cyprinodontiformes, Nothobranchiidae. The record is from RefSeq and is a predicted model, not a curated record. Gene Ontology annotation, cellular component: ribosome; mitochondrial small ribosomal subunit.